Molecule: messenger RNA, 1509 nt
Organism: Prunus armeniaca (apricot)
Lineage: Eukaryota; Viridiplantae; Streptophyta; Magnoliopsida; Rosales; Rosaceae
Source: the annotation of a GenBank genome assembly
AUGGAAACCAGAGCUGCAAAGAAGAGAAGGCUGAUAGAGGAAGAAAACAAACGCAAUAUUGGAGGAGGCAGGGACAGGUUGAGCGAUCUCCCAGAUGAUAUAGCGCACCGGCUACUCUCCUUCUUACCUACUACCAAAUCCGUUGCAAGAACGAGUGUUUUAUCUAAAAGGUGGAGAUAUUUAUGGGCUUGUUUUCCUAUCCUCAACUUCUCCCAGGUUUAUGAUCCUUGGAUGACAGACAUUAUAGCGACUGAGGAUAUAAUAUCUGCAGUACUGUCUCGCCGCCAUGAAAACUCUAAUAUAAAGUUUUUUGGUUUUAAGGGUUAUCUGAAAGCUCAAUGGUUGCAUGAUUGGAUUCCUUGGCUGGUGAAGCAUAAGGUUGAAGAACUUGUGCUCCAUAUCUUGUCCGGUACUGGCAUGGUUGAUUUUCCUCCUCCCUUAUUGCAGUGUGAUUCACUGAGGAGUUUCACAUUGGAAGGCAAAUGCCCUUUCCUUCGGUUUUCAUCUUCUUAUGUUAAGGCCACCAGCGGUCUCCCCAACCUUCACACUUUGUCUCUAACUGGCGUGGAAUUCUCGGAAGAUGAUUUAUUUUCGGAUUCUUCAUUCCCUUUCCUUGAGAAAUUGACUAUAGACGAUUGUGUUGGAAUAAUUCAUCUCAAAAUAUGUUGCCUGAAGGUCAAAGAUCUACAAAUUUACAGAAUCCGGAGGAUGAAUAGCCUGGACAUAUCUGGAAUGAGUCUAGAGACUUUGAAAAUCAACAAUUGCUUCAAAGAUAUGCGUGUCAAUGAAUCUUGUGUUAAUGUUUUUGCUCCCAAUCUACAAAGUUUUUGUUGGGUAGGUAGCAACUUUGCUGUGAAAUUUUUGAUUCAGAGCUUUCCGAUCCUCCGGACAGCUCAAAUAAAUUAUCACUUCCCAUUCACUAGAAUAAAGACUCAGUGUGCUGUCAAUCUUUUUUCCGCAUUCUCCCAAGUUCAAGACCUUAGUCUAUACCAUCAGAUUUUUAAGAUUUUAUCAAAUAUAUAUUUUGAACUCGGAGGUCUACCAUGUUCAUUCAAGAACCUCAAGACCUUAUAUAUUAGUACCAGUUUGAGCAAAUCUGAUAUCCCAGGUAUAGCAUGCUUAUUCAAGAGCUCCCCGGUUGUCCACAAACUCGGAAUUCGGAUAUACUCUUCUCGUGGACCAGACAGUGAUAAAUGGGACAAUUAUUUGUUCAAUGGCCGCUACACUGAAGAGCAAUUCUGGGAAGCUCAAGCUCAAACUCUGAAUCCCCUCCUAUGUCACCUAGAGGUAGUGAAAAUUUGGGUUCCCAGCAGAGACAUUGACCACGAGCGUGCGAUUAACAUGGUAAGGUUCUUGCUUGAACAUGGAAAGAACUUGCAAGAAAUGAUUAUUGCUCCGGAAUAUCCCCAAGCCUACUGUGUACCUGGUUGGAAGAAUAAAAUUAUUGUUGUAAUAGAGGGACUUCCUCGGGGAUCGGCUAAUGUCAAAAUCUCGUGCGUAAAAUGCUGA